Mucor mucedo is the source of this 1244-nucleotide messenger RNA. RefSeq names its product heme oxygenase-domain-containing protein. The coding region runs from base 15 to 1118 and encodes 367 amino acids. Gene Ontology annotation, molecular function: heme binding; heme oxygenase (decyclizing) activity. Gene Ontology annotation, biological process: heme catabolic process; heme oxidation; response to oxidative stress. Lineage: Eukaryota; Fungi; Mucoromycota; Mucoromycetes; Mucorales; Mucoraceae. The record is from RefSeq and is a predicted model, not a curated record. The transcript is spliced from 9 exons.
CAUUUCCCAUAAUCAUGAGUGCCAACCAAACCUCCACCCCUGUAAAGAAGGGAGAUGCUUGCCCUUUUAUCUUGUCUGAUAAUGAACCCAAGGAAACUCUCAUCAGUGAAAAUGACUCAAAAAAUGCUACCUGUCCUUUUGAUAAGGCAAAGGAGGAUGCCAAAGACAUGAUGCACCAAAACGGCGAGCUCAAGACAGAAUACGAAGUCAAGAUCAACUCUUUAAACCGUCUCUUACCCGAAACUCAACAAAAGAAGGGCCAAGAGUUCCUUUCUGAUCCCCAACUUGCUUUUGCCAUGAAGGAAGGCACUAAAGUUGUUCAUACUGCUGCUGAAGACAGCAUCUUUACCAAGCGUUUCCUCAGUGGUGCUAUCACCAAGGAUGAGUAUGGUAGAUACAUCAACUCUUUGUACUUUGUUUACAAGACCAUGGAAAGAUUGUUAACUCAGUACAAGGACCAUCCAACUAUCCAAAUGGUAUACUUCCCUUACGAACUUAACCGUGAAAAGGCUUUGCUCAAAGAUAUUGAGUACUAUUAUGGUAAAGACCGUGUUGCCGAGUUAACUAGUGAUAGCAACAUUACACCUGCUGUUCAAUCCUACAUUAAGACCUUGCAAGAUGCUGCUGACAAGAACCCAUCUCUUUUGAUUGCCCACAGUUACUCCCGCUAUCUUGGUGAUCUCAGUGGUGGUCAAAUCUUAGCCAAGCGUUUAAAGAAAUAUGUUCUUAAAAUCGACGUUACUGAUGCUGCCUGGGAUUCUUAUCAUGGUCUUGAGUUCUACAACUUUGAUCACAUUGCAAACAAUAACGAGUUCAAGAACCUUUAUCGUCAGCGUUUGGAUGGUGCCCGCGUUACACAAUACACCAAAGAUUUGAUCAUCGCUGAAGCCAUUUAUUCUUUUGAAUUAAACAUUGCUUUGUUCGAUGAAAUCCAAGCCCUUUCUGAAGCCAAGAAGUUGCAUGCUACCUUAAACGACAAUGACACUUACACCGUUGCUUCUGAACGUAGUGUAAGCAAGUAUGCUCCCUCUGCUGAUUGGUUUGUAGGUUUUGCUACUGGCGCCUUGACUCUCGCCGUAGGUUUAUCUGUCUACAACCGUAUCUCUGAAAGAUUGUAAUCUUUUACCUAUACAACAACCAAAAAAACACCCUUAUUUAUUCGUCAAACCCCCCUUAUUUAUUGCUUUCAAUUUUAUUUCUAAACUAAUAAAUAUUUUAAGCCGAACAUCAUAACACAAAAAAAA